Molecule: messenger RNA, 1734 nt
Organism: Arachis ipaensis
Lineage: Eukaryota; Viridiplantae; Streptophyta; Magnoliopsida; Fabales; Fabaceae
Source: RefSeq, a predicted model, not a curated record
AAUAAUCCUAAUCUAAUGUGGCUGUUUUGUUUACCACACCACACAUUUUAUGCUAAUUACACUUUUUCUCCCAAAUCCCAAACCAUUAGGUUGUCAACGUUUCACUCCCCAUCCAAAACCCUCCAAAUUGCUGAACAGACCGGCGAACCACGAAGACCCGUUUGCGCCGCAACCUUGAACCGUGGAAGGCGAACAGGAAACGGAAACGACCUCAUCGCAGCCCUCAAGGAUGGCGCCUGGCUGUCGUUGAACACCCCGCUGUCACCGCCACCCAGCCCCUCCGAGCUCCGCCUCCGAUCAGAACUGAAGGCAAAGGAGCGCUCACGGCAGAAAGCAGCAGCCGCACCUCUCUACUCGCGUGGUCGCCGUCAUCCGCGAGUAGCUGCGCAUCCAAACCUGCGAAACCAGCCGCAAGCUCCUCAACGGGUCACCGGAAACACAGCAAACAUCACUGGAAGAAUCCUAACCAUCCAAUGCACUGAACUUGAACCCCAACAACAAUUUGACACAUCCAACAAGUUAAUCAAAUCCUUAAAACAUAAUUUCACUCCUGAUUUGGUGAAUAGCGGGAAAGCUUUACCUGAUGAAGAGACUCUACUUUUGGCUUCAUGUAACUAUGAAACUAACACUAAAUGGGGUCAAGAGUGUGCUUAUUCCUUAUUGCAGAUUGGAUUCUUGUAUGGUACUGUAUGUGAAGAUGUUCACACUGAAUUCAUGCUGAAUUGCAAUGGUCGAAAUUCAGUUUUUUGUGAUCCAGCUAAGCCACAGUUCCUUCGAAACAGUACAACUAACCUGAAUGAAUUGCUAAUUCAAGGAACAAGAUGGGGUUCUGGUCUGCUUGACAUUGGUUGAAGCAUGUUCUGGCCUCUUAUACAUGGAUUUUAAUCAAGAAUAUGGUUCGUGCAGAGAGUGAGAAGGAUUAUUCCUCCUACUACUUGAUGCAUUGUGACAAAGAUGGCCUAACAGCUAAUGAUGUUUUGGAAAUGGAGCUUCAGGAUAUGCACAAAGAGGCAAAGUGCUGGAUAAAGGAGACAACUCAAUCAUGCUCCACAGUAGCAGUUCUUGUUGCCACAGUUGUCUUUGCUGCUGCCUACACAAUCACAGGUGGGAGUGAAAAAGACACACCAGUGUUCUUUGGCUCACGAGUCUUCCUCUUCUUCACUGUCACAGAUGUUGUAGCCCUUGUGAGCUCACUUGCCUCAGUGGUGAUGUUCCUUUCAAUCCUAACAUCGCCAUUCGAGCUAUGGGAUUUCUACAAGUCCCUCCCAAGAAAACUCAAUCUGGGAUUUGCACUGUUGUUCUUCUCAUUGGUGUGCACAAUGCUGGCAUUCAGCGCAACCGUUUUGCUGACGAUUCAGUUGGAGAACACAAAAUGGACUUCUGUUUUGUUCUAUUGUGCUGGAUUCCUUCUUGUGGCUAUAUUUGCAUGGAUGCAAUUCCCACUCUAUAAGACUCUUCAAAAGUUAAUUAGGAGGCUUUACAACGGUGUUAAGCAAGUGGUUGCCAAUUACAUUGAUCAAUUAUUUCAAAAGACAUAAAUGCUAUUAAUUAAUUCACCAAUGGCUAGAUAGAUGGGGACUCUGAUUGGUUAGUAAGUGAAUGAUGUUAUUAUAUCCAAUAAGCUCAACUUUUUUGCUUGAGUUUAUGUGUUACCGAAUAUAAACUAGUAUAUUUGUAAGGUGUAAAUACCAUGAAAGCAUAUAUAUUAGACCUCACCAUUGAUUGAGAAUUAAA